CUGGGCCUGGGCGGGAUCCGAUCGCAAAUUAAUACCUUUAUUGACCCUCCCCAAGCCUGGCUCGUUUGUCGCGACUCGGUGCCGAUUGAUUGCAUUUGCAUCUUAGGUUCUCCACGACCGCUCCGCUCCACCUUCAUUCUUCUCUCCCUCCAUCUCCACCGCCCGCUGACCGACCGAUGGCAUGCUCGUCAACGGUCUCCAUCUGCCUACCUACUGUUAGUCUGUUACGGAUAGUCCCAUCACCUUAGCGCUUGCGAAGUCGGUGCCAACUGGUCGGACACGGAGAGAGGGGCACCCAAACACCGGAUGACCGACGUAAAACUCGUGGCAGAAAUUCUGAAAUCCGCCUGCCAGGCCCUCCACCUCCUCCGCCUGCCUACUACUUCUCUGCCAGUACCUACCUCGCUGCUUCUUCUUCGCCUUCUUGUCUUCUCUACUUUCUCGACUCGUUCCGUCUUCCUGAUUGCUCAACCUCUCUCACUUUCCAGCUUGUCCUCACAUCGACUCCGUCCAUCCCGAACUAUCACAACUUGAACGUCCCCAAGUGCAUCAACUAUCAAAACCGUCCCGGCCAGCUGCAACUUAGUCUGUUACCUUCGCCCGUGCCCUCUCGGUCCUCCGCCGCCGGCACAUCGAAGCUUACUCCGCCUACCCAAGCCAUCCGAUCCUUUAGGUCCGCAAAUUCUUGGAUGGCGUCUCUAGCCGCAUUUCCAACCGUCGUUAUUUGAUCCUCCGUCCCGUAUUUCUUUCGCUGCUAGAGGUUGUCACAUACGCCGUUGGCUUCUUCACCUAAUCCUCCCCACGCCCCGACUUCCGCACAUAUCCUGAGUAGGCUUUCGCGUUCUCACCUGCGUCGCCGACAACAUGGGGCGCCCACCGGCGUACAUCUUCGUCGUCAGGCACGGCGCACGUCUCGACGCUGCCGACAAGAAGUGGCAUCUUACGUCCCCGACACCAUAUGACCCCCCUCUGACCUACGGCGGCUGGCAGCAAGCCAAAGCACUCGGCAUCCGCAUUGGAAACAUACUGAGACAAGCCGAAGCCGAGGUCAACGCCGAUCCCAAGUUCUCCAACGGCCGCAAUGGCUCCGUCGACUCGCAGAAGAGGCGCCGCAAGUUCAAGGUCGUCCUCCAUAGCUCCCCGUUCUUGCGAUGCGUCCAAACCUCCGUCGCCAUCAGCGCGGGCCUGGCCCAGGCGCCUCCGCCCGGUACGCCCUCGUACCCGAUGCCCUCGCCCAGCGCGAACCCUUCCGCUUCACCCUUUGUUCUACCAGCGUCCGUAGCUGAGGAAGUUGAUCCCCUCUCGAACGAUGCGAACGGUACCAAGCCCGAGCAGGCUAAGAAGAAGAUAAUCAAGAAAUCGACGUUGCGCCUGGAUGCUUUCUUGGGCGAGUGGCUGUCUCCGGAAUACUUUGAAAUGAUCACGCCGCCUCCGGGUUCCGCGAUGAUGCUGGCUGGAGCAAAGGCCGAUUUACUCAGACGGGAGAACAUUCACGCCCACAACCACAUCCAGGAGCACUCCCACCACCACGCAAAUUCUGUUGGCCAAGCCCAGAGUCAGCUGUGGAACAGCCCAAAGUUCAGAGCUGCCCCCACACCCGCCCCUGAGAGGUCUGGCUCUUCGGAUUCCAACUCGCCUUCCAUUCUGGGCCUCGAAAACGUAUCUGCCGUGGCUGGCGCUCUGCCGCGGAGUCGGGCUGGCAGUACAGCUAGCACCUCAAGCCAGCGCGUUCGUUUCACACUCCCAGAGCCCGCGAACCCGAACGACGGAUAUGUAGCUCCCAGCCCCCACUACGCUAUUUCACCAAACCACACCAUCCCCGACGGCUAUGUCGCGCACGCGCGAGAUGCUUGCGUGUCGGUAGAUUACCAAUGGGAUUCGAUGCGGGAGCCGCUGGACUGGGGCGAUGGAGGCAAGUACGGCGAGGAGUGGACAGCCAUGCACCACCGGUUUAGGAAGGGUGUUCAGAAGUUGGUGGACUGGUACACUACCGCUGAGCGUCCGGCGGAGAUGGUCACCAAGGUCGUCAAGACCUCUCAAAAUGGCGACACGGAAUGUGCUAUCGAUGAUGAGGAAGACGACGAUGUGGAGCCGGUGGUCAUCUUGGUAUCUCACGGUGCCGGUUGCAACGCCUUGAUCGGCGCCAUCACGCAUCAGCCGGUCCUGAUGGACGUGGCGAUGGCUUCUUUGACCGUGGCCGCCAGAAAGCCCGGUCGCGACUCGGAGCCCUCCGGCUUGGAUACGCCCAUGUCGGAACCUGACGUCGACCCAAUGUCCGGCACCAAAGGGAUCAUCCCCGUCCAUCACUAUUACGAUCUCAAAUUAUUUGCAAACACCGAGCAUCUGCGCCAGCCUGUCUCGGCUACGCACAACCUGUCCAGGGCUCCCUCGACAGCCUCAAAUCACUCACAAAACGGACAGUCAUACUCGCGAGGGCGCAUCUCGACCGUAGGAUCGACCACAUAUACGCCGACCCCGAUCACAUUCAACCCCGACUCGUUUGACUUUGGAAGUAGGAGCAACUCGGCAAACGCAAAUCUGGGCAGCAUGCGCCGGGGUUCGAAUAACACAUACUCCCUUCCCAGGACGCCCGCGCUCAACACGACCGGAAUCACAGUCGGUAGCGGCGCAACAAACUUCACGAAACCAUCACCGACGUUGUCCGUCGGGCUGUGGUCGCCAAUCACACCAAAGAAGGAGACAGAAGAGGAGGAGGACGAGGAGGACGAUAUCUUUCCGGACUUUGACCACCGGAAAAAGUUGGCCGCUCUUUCCAAGCCCGGCCAGGAGAUUGUCAAGCCUCCGACUCCAGAGAGAAAGGAGCCGCAACUCGGUGGCCCGGCUAAGGUCCCCCUUAGACUGCAAGAGAUCUCUCGCCCUACUUCGAGCGACGGUACCGACGAGGAAAACAAGAUUCCUCAGCUGGGGACAUUUGCCAGCGGGGGUCUGUGGGGAGCGCCGCGUCCCUUGGGGGAGACUGAAAUUAUGCGCGACAUGACGACCUCGAAGCGGCGCUGGACCGUGAAUGAGCGUGGUUGAUGGGUUGUUUCAAGAGAUGAUUGCAUUGCGGCGCGGCGUUGGACUAUCUCAUGGAAUGAAGCGCACGAACAUCCUCAAAGGACAGGAUGGAAUCACACAACAUGGAAGUUUUAUCUUACAGCGAAAAGCGCACGCAAUCACAACAGCGCUGUUACGUCUGCAUCUGGGCGGCAAAAGGACAAAUCUCUACUUUUUUCAUCUUCAUUAUGGCAUUGCGUAGGGAAGAAAAGUUUUGGAGUGGCUCCAAGGCAUGAUAUCAUUUUUAAUAGCGCUGUAGGGAAGGGGGCAUUAGCAUGAGGGUUUUUGCCUUGUUUGAAGUUUCCCCCCCAAAAAACAGCCAUCAAAUAGUUGUUAUGAAGGCAUGGAUGGAUAGCAUAG
Molecule: messenger RNA, 3417 nt
Organism: Colletotrichum scovillei
Lineage: Eukaryota; Fungi; Ascomycota; Sordariomycetes; Glomerellales; Glomerellaceae
Product: phosphoglycerate mutase
Exons: 2
Coding region: 865-3039 (724 amino acids)
Source: RefSeq, a predicted model, not a curated record